GGAACGGCGCCCGCAGAGCACCCGCACCGGCGUCCGCGGCGUUACGCACUGCACACAAGACGCACGCACACACGUAUAUACACAUACGGACGAACACACACAUUCGCACACACGGUCGCGCGCGCACGCAAACGCGAACGCGAACGCAAACGCGGCACACGCUUGCACCGCACGCCGACGUACUGUGCUGCACGCAGUAGACACACGGUUCGAACGCCGAACGCGGGCCCCCUCGGUAUAAUUUUUUUUUAACCAAACUACAACCUAACCACACACACUCACACACUCGCACACACAUUUACACACGGCACACGAACACCGCACGACACGAUGGCCGCGCCGCUCGUAUGUACGCGAUUUAGUGACAAUUACGAACUUAAAGAGGAACUCGGAAAAGGGGCAUUUUCUGUGGUGAGAAAAUGCAUUCAAAAGCACACAGGAUUGGAAUUCGCCGCAAAAAUUAUAAACACGAAAAAAUUAUCAGCCCGAGAUUUUCAAAAAUUAGAGAGGGAAGCAAGAAUAUGCAGGAAAUUACAGCAUCCAAAUAUAGUGAGAUUACACGACAGCAUUCAAGAAGAACUAUUUCACUACCUUGUGUUCGACCUUGUCUUCAGUCAUACUAAACAUCAAAUUCAAAUGUUAAACCAAUACAUUAAUCAGAAUCUAAAACCGGAAAAUUUAUUAUUGGCUAGUAAAGUCAAAGGCGCUGCGGUGAAGUUGGCCGAUUUUGGAUUGGCCAUCGAGGUUCAGGGCGAACAACAAGCGUGGUUUGGUUUUGCCGGAACUCCGGGCUACCUGUCACCAGAAGUACUGAAGAAAGAACCAUAUGGAAAACCUGUCGAUAUAUGGGCUUGUGGCGUGAUACUUUAUAUAUUGCUGGUUGGAUACCCGCCGUUCUGGGAUGAAGACCAGCAUAGAUUGUACGCUCAGAUCAAAGCUGGCGCUUAUGAUGUAAGUACAAUAUUAUUGUAA
Molecule: messenger RNA, 972 nt
Organism: Diuraphis noxia (Russian wheat aphid)
Lineage: Eukaryota; Metazoa; Arthropoda; Insecta; Hemiptera; Aphididae
Gene: CaMKII
Product: Calcium/calmodulin-dependent protein kinase II
Biological process (GO): protein phosphorylation
Molecular function (GO): calcium/calmodulin-dependent protein kinase activity; ATP binding; calmodulin binding
Source: RefSeq, a predicted model, not a curated record